Molecule: messenger RNA, 5767 nt
Organism: Pipistrellus kuhlii (Kuhl's pipistrelle)
Lineage: Eukaryota; Metazoa; Chordata; Mammalia; Chiroptera; Vespertilionidae
Product: vascular endothelial growth factor receptor kdr-like
Exons: 31
Coding region: 379-4407 (1342 amino acids)
Biological process (GO): protein phosphorylation; multicellular organism development; positive regulation of kinase activity
Cellular component (GO): signaling receptor complex
Molecular function (GO): transmembrane receptor protein tyrosine kinase activity; ATP binding
Source: RefSeq, a predicted model, not a curated record
CCAUCAGAUGCCCCCUCCCUAGUACACUUUUGCGCUUACCCUUAGGGACACUCUCCUGGAUAGCUGCACUAGCCUCUUCUGGGAUCUUUCACUCAGCCCUCCAGCCUCCCUUUCCUGGUUUUUUCCUCCUUCCCCUCCCUCCCCCCACCUUUGUCCUGAACUUCCUUCCUCCAGAGACAAAUGUUGCUGCCUCCUCUCAAUAGGAUUGCAGAAAGAAGUUGGGAGCUCAUCAGAGAAGUUGAGCGGUACUUGUGACUCCCCCAGUUGCAGGUUCCGUGGGGCACUCUGAACCGGGACAGCGCACCUGCCACCAAAGGAAGGAGGAGCGAAAUAACUCAGUGGGGAGUGAGAGCCUGGCACUGCACUCUCUGCCCCACGAUGUUUGCACCCCGCCAUGGUCAUGGUGCCCUGACCGUUUUGGCUUCCCACUUCCUGAUCACCCUGCUCUGGACUCCAGGUCUUGCCAAUAAGGAGAUCAUGAUGAAACCAGAGAUGAGCAUUCUUGGAGAUCAAGUGGUAAUCCAGGCUGGUGGAACAUUUGACAUAACCUGCAGGGGAUUGGCUGCCAUUACCUGGACCUGGGGCACUGGGUCUGCAGGGAGUCGGGCCCGCAUCUUGGAACAUCCCUGCUCUGAUAACCCCCUUGUUACUUGCAACCAGCUCACCAUCUUCCACACAGAAGCUAGUGACACUGGAUACUUCACAUGUAGCUACAAGGAUAUCGCUGACAUCAAGGAUCCUAAUGGCAAGACCAGUGUGUAUGUGUAUGUCAAAGAUGACAACCAGGUAUUUGUGGAGACCUACUAUGAUACACCAUUGGUGAUCAACGUGUUUACUGGAACCCAAGAGGUGGUUGUGCCAUGCCGAGUUACUUCUCCUGAUGUCAGUGUUAAGCUUCAGUUGUUAUACUCUGGCACAUUUUCCUAUGUAAGCCAAAACUGGAAUCCCAGGAAAGGCUUCACUGUGACCCGACCCUCUUACCACUUCUACAGCAGCAUGCUCCAGUGCAUUGCCGAAGUUAAUGGAAAGACACACAGAUCAUUCUAUCUCCCACAGCGUCUGGAAACCAAGACAGAAAAUAUCUCCAUCAGAUACAACCACCAGAAACUUCUAAUAGGAGAUACCCUUUUCCUGCAAUGUGUUGCAGAGACCACAUUCAAUGGACGAAUCAAACUGAAUUGGGUGUUCAAUCGGCAAGAUUCCAAGACAACACCCAGGUGUUGUGAAAUUAAAAGAAAAUUGUACCAAGGAUCCCCUGUGUACAAGAGUUAUAGUAACUUGACCAUUUGGAAUGUAACUAUGGAAGACAAUGGUUUGUACAUAUGCAGGGGAGAAAACAAUGCUGCCCUGCAAGCCAACAUCACCAUCACAGUGUACAAGAAAUCAUUCCUCAAUGUGAGCUACAAGAGAAGCCGCAUUUAUGAGGUGACAGCUGGACAAAAUAUGCUCAAAAUGGGAGUAAGAGUGGAUGCUUUCCCUCACCCCAAUGUAACUUGGUUCAAGGAUGGAAAACCACUCCUAGUAAACCAUACCAUUCAACUUGACCCUGUCAAGUACAAACUCACAAUCCUGGACGUGAAUGUAAAGCAUGCAGGGAACUACACUUUUGCUCUGAGCAACAGCAAGCAUGGACUCUACAAAAACCUCACCAUACAACUGAUUGUCAAUGAAAAACCCAAGAUCUACGAGAAGGAUACAGAUUUGAAGACCAUUCAGCCAAUACUCCUAGGCAGUGAGAACACCCUUCGCUGUACAGCAAGUGGCCUGCCUGUGCCCUCCUUUAUGUGGGCUUGGGAGCCCUGCAGCCAGAAAGAUGAGUUGUGUAUGGAACGGGGCAAGCGGAUCCAGCUUUCUAAUGAGACUAUGAAAAAUUAUCUCCCUAUAAGCAACAAGAUCCUGUCAAUUGAGGAGAUGGUAGUGACAAAUGGAGAAAAAGCAAAGACUCUGAGCACCCUGAAGAUAUUGACAAGCAACAUUUCUGGUAUAUACUACUGCAUAGCUAUGAACAAAGUUGGGAUUGAUGAGAGAAGCAUACAUUUCUAUGUCUCAGAUGUGACUGACUUCAUGGAGGCAGAACCCCUGGUCUCAACAAUUGAAGGCUAUGAUGCUCAGCUCAAAUGCAAAGCAGCUAAAUAUAUCUACACUCAUCUUGCUUGGUUCAACCCCCUUGGAGAGAAGAUUCCUGUUAUAUACACAGAAAGCUUAAAAAAUAACUACUCCAUCUCAUUGACACUGGUGAUUAAGAAUGUGACCAAGAAGGAUAAAGGGCAGUAUAAAUGCAAGGCUUGGACUCAGAGGAACAUCACCAAGAUAAUGCAACAUAAUACUCAGCUCUUAAUUAGAGAAAAAGUUGCUCCAUUCAUUAUUGAGAAUCUUACCAAUAUUGAGGUUAACAGCAGUGAGAAGAUUUUGCUGGAUUGCAAAGUGAGUGGAACACCACAGCCUAACAUCCACUGGUUGAAAAAUGGGGUUCCUAUUAUUCCUGCUUCAGGGAUCUUCUUUGAAAACAACAACCUUAUUAUUGAGCGAGCCAAAAAAGAAGAUGAGGGCUUCUAUCUGUGCAAAGCGACCAAUGAGUUGGGGGAAGUCAGCACAGCAGCUGUUAUCACUGUGGAAGGCUCUGAAGAGAAAUCCAAUAUUGAAGUCAUUAUUCUUGUUUGUACUGGCCUUGCAGCUACUCUUUUCUGGCUUCUUCUCACCCUGGUCAUUCGAAAACUCCGAAAGCCCAGUGUGUCAGAAAUCAAAACUGGUUACCUUUCCAUCAUCAUGGAUCCUGAAGAGAUGCCCCUUGACCAACAGUGUGACAGGCUUCCUUAUGAUGACACUAAAUGGGAAUUCCCUAGGGACCGGUUACAAUUAGGCAAAAUUCUUGGUCAUGGUGCCUAUGGUAAAGUGGUAGAGGCUUGUGCCUUUGGCAUUGACAGAGCUUCAACUUGCAAAACAGUGGCAGUGAAAAUGCUGAAAGAUUGUGCAACUUCCAGUGAAUUUAAGGCUUUGAUGUCAGAACUGAAGAUCCUCAUUCACAUUGGUCACCACCUCAAUGUGGUUAACUUGCUAGGUGCCUGCACCAAACCUGGAGGUCCUUUGAUGGUCAUUGUAGAAUUCUGCAGAUAUGGAAAUUUGGCCAACUUUCUUAGAGGGAAGAGAGGAGAUUUUAUUUCUUCCAAGGUCCUAUUCAAUUUGGAUAAAAAGGUGAAGAUUUCUCAUGAUUCUGACUGCAAGCCUAUCCAGCUGAUUAACCGCCGUCUAGAGAGUGUGACUAGCACAGGAAGUUCCACCAGCUCUGGUUUCAUUGAGGACAAGAGCUAUAGUGAAUCUGAUGAGGAGGAAGAAAGUAGCCGCCACCUUCUGGGGGUCACAAUAACCCACCAAACAGAUUCAAAUAAUCUUUACAAGCACCCCCUCACCUUAGAGGACCUAAUCUGCUAUAGCUUCCAAGUGGCCAAGGGCAUGGAGUUCCUUGCUUCCAGAAAAUGCAUUCAUCGGGACUUGGCCGCUCGAAACAUCCUCCUAGCUGAUAAUAACAUUGUGAAGAUCUGUGACUUUGGUUUGGCCAGAGACAUCUACAAAGACCCAGAUUAUGUCUGGAAAGGAGAUGCAAGACUCCCCCUUAAAUGGAUGGCACCUGAAGCCAUUUUUGACAAAGUUUAUACUACUCAGAGUGAUGUGUGGUCAUUUGGCGUCUUGCUGUGGGAAAUAUUCUCUCUGGGUGCCUCACCAUACCCAGGAGUACAAAUAGAUGAAGAAUUCUGCCGUCAGCUUAAAGAUGGAACACGAAUGAAAUCUCCUGAAUAUUCCACUCCUGAAAUCUACCAGACUAUGCUUGACUGCUGGCACAGUGUGUGCACCCUGAGACCCAACUUCUCUGACCUGGUUGAGCGUCUUGGCGAUCUCCUUCAGGCCAGUGUUCAACAGGAUGGCAAAGACUACAUACCCCUCAAUGGCACUGGCGGAGCACCCACCUUCAUGGCCCUGGAUCCUGUACAAGAGACCAUAAAUAGUAAUAUCAUAAUGGAAGCCAGCAUUGAAUCCCAGAAGGAUCAACUGAUUGAGUCAUUUGAUGAGAUAAGGGUGGCCAAGAAAAAUGAGGAAGCUGUAUUUAAGGGCUUUGAAGAAGAUUAUGCACCUGUGUUGAAUUGGAAUGAGAUCAAGACCCAGAAACGCCUGGAAAACCACUUCUGGCCACAUGGGAUGAUGACCAUAGACCUGAAUACUGUCAUCAAGAACCAGGAGUCCCUUCAGAGUGAAACUGAGAUGGAGCUUAUGAAAUACCAUUCAGCCUUUGAGUUUGAAGAGGAAGACCAGAUUAAAGAGAUGUCCCUUCUAUCACUGGAUUCUACCAUCGAAUGCCACAGUCCACCACCCGACUAUAACUCCGUGGUCCACUACAGCACUGUACCUAUAUAACCUACUACCAGUGCCCUUUUCCAUCCCUUUCAAACUACUCCUUUUUUACCUCAGUAAUCACUAAUUAUUUUCACAUUUAUAUCAUGGUAACAGAAUUACUAACUUGAGACUGGAGAAUGAAAAGAGAAUACCUUGGCUGAGAAUCUUGAUUCUUCACAACUUUUGGGGGCACAGCUGGUCCAAGCAAGAUCCUCAGAACUGACAGAGAGAAAACACAAUGUUUAGUGCCGUUUCUCUUCCUAUUAAAUACCAAUGACCCUACUUGGGUGUGUAAAGCCCUACAACAGCACCUUCAGGAGUUCUAUAUGCACCCCCUCCCUUCAAAUUAGCCCAGUAUAUUUUCAUGAGGGCUAAUAAUCUCUGUUGAAUCAUCAAAGGCCUUUAAAGCCUCCAAUCAAGAACUGUAACCCUAUAAUAUUCAGAUCUUGGCAAUUAGUCUCCAAACAGAACUUGGUGGACUUUUACCUGGGUGUCUUUAAAAAACUAAAGCAGUCAAAUUUGCUACGGUUUGCCAGUAGAAGGGAGUUGGCAGCGAUUUACAUGCAAUGCCACCCAUGAGGGAUCCUUUGGUUUCAAGCAAUAUGUAGAAGCUCCAGUGGGAGUUGGUCAUGCUCACUAUAUUUAGGACAUUCUCCCUAUGAACUACCAGUUUUAUCACCUUUGUGUUGUUCCCAUGCCAGAAAACAUCCAAUCACACUUAGGUUGAUUUCAAGAAUACCAUGACUUUAAUACUUAAGCUCCAAGAUCCACAUGUCAUAUACACAGCAACACAUAAGGUGUGUCUGCAUGGACUCAGAGAAAAUCAGUGAAGGAAGGGUUUGUGCAUACUGCCCUUCCAGAUUGGCUUAUACUUCUCUGCUUCUAGAAAGUCCAUGUCAUUACCUCUCUGUCUAAGGAGGGAAGUGUAAUCCCCUUCCUGAGGGUCAGGGGUGACUAUGAUAAAUACUGGUUCUGUCUUUAAUCUUAUCUUUCUAAAACACCUAUUCAGUUGAAUCACAUCUGAGGAAGCAGUGUGUCCCACCUCUACCAUAAGACAGGAUCAUGAGGUCACACCAGGAUAACAAUGUGCUCAUCCCUAUAUUAUAUAGUGAGACUAUCCAUUGACUUUAGAGAUAGUGAGUUUCUCCUGAUUCAUUCCCAUAGCACUAGGGAAAAAUGGGAGUAAUCAGCACUCUACAAAAAUGAGGACCUAAAAGAUACUCUGGUUCCUUCCUACUCUCCAUUUUGUAUAUGAAAAAAAUUAAGGCUUGAAUGCAUGUUAUCUAACUACUAACCCAAUGUUUUUUCCAUUAUUUAGACCAUGUAGCCACGUGUAUAAAAACAUAAACAUUUGCUAAUGUAAAUGAUGAUGCCACUGAAA